Messenger RNA from Artibeus jamaicensis (Jamaican fruit-eating bat), 5353 nucleotides. It is a transcript of the gene CPT1C, whose product is annotated as carnitine palmitoyltransferase 1C. The coding region runs from base 1410 to 3821 and encodes 803 amino acids. Lineage: Eukaryota; Metazoa; Chordata; Mammalia; Chiroptera; Phyllostomidae. Gene Ontology annotation, cellular component: mitochondrion. Gene Ontology annotation, biological process: fatty acid metabolic process; carnitine metabolic process. Gene Ontology annotation, molecular function: carnitine O-palmitoyltransferase activity. The record is from RefSeq and is a predicted model, not a curated record. The transcript is spliced from 19 exons.
GGAUCGUUGGAGCCCGAGGCUGGAGGGCACCUCGCCUGCACUGGCCUGUUCACCACGAUGGUGUCCGCGCUGGCUGAGCUGCGGCUCACACUCCCUCUGUCCCUCACUCCCUCUGUCCCUAUCUGCAGGCAACUCUCUGCACCUGUCCUACAUUGUCCAGACCCCUCUCCACAAGUCCCCUGGGCUCUGAGAAUCGGGAGUCUCCAGGGUUGAGGGUGAGGUCAGGUUGACCCAGGACCCUGGCCCUUCCACCUCCUCUGGGACCCGUGUUGCACAUCCUCUACCUGGAGGCUCAGCUCUCCCACCCCUGACCAAAGGGUGGGGGGGUGCUGUAGCUUCCGCCACCCCAGCACACCGUGAGGGCGCUCCGGGAGCGGUGUAGGAGGCGGCACUUGGGUUCUUGCCCUGGUGGUGUCAGGGUCCAUCCGGCCUGUUGUAUCAGAAAGCGGGGACUGGCCCCCAACUCCACUGAGCUACAGCAGCCCCGGACCCUGAAGGGGGUUAUCCAGUGGGAAUGGGGCGGGGUCGCGCCACAGAGGGGUGGCUCUACUCAGAAGUUUGCCCCAAGGCCUGCCAGGCCCAGCACACUUCCCAGGCACACCCAUUCCCUCCUGUUGCCUCUUUCGGCCGCAGGGGGCAACCCCGGGGUCUUCACUUCUGGAGGACUGGGGAGGCAAUCUGCUUCCUCCAGGCCAGAUCGUGUGUUCUCGGUCCUCUACCCUGUCACCCUCCCCAGGUGCCCCAACACCAGGUCUCCCAGAACUGGGGGACCUGUUUCCAGGGUGUUGCCAAAUGCAACACCUUUCCAAGAUCACAUACUGUCUCCACUACACCAAGGAACUCUCGGAGAAGUCCCCCAAAGCCCCGGGACCCCAACAGCCAGGCGCAUGGCUGGCCUGAAGCCCUAAUUCGGUUGGUCUCCAGGAACUCGGCCUGCAGAAAGGAGGCCAGCCCAGGGCCCAGCAUGCUGCGUGACAUUGGCACAUCUUUGGCCUCAGUUUACCCAUCUGUGUAUUGGGACCACAAUCUCAACUUUUUAUUUGGGGGGCUCCAAUUCCACAUGAGCUCACUCAGAGAUCAUCUAUCCUUCCUCCCUGCCCCGUCUGAAUUGUGACCAGCCCGGACUCGGGCACACCCGAGUCAGCACGGACAGAGAAUAUUAACGCCCUGAGCCAAAUCGAUGUGAUUUCUGUGUUUCAGUCUAUGCCCCAUCCUGAGCCCGGUCCCUAGUACAUUUUUUCCUUUUGUCAUGCACGUUUUCGCUUUUGUCUAACUUGAAUCCAAUCCACUGUAGCACCUCCUUCGCACCAACUCAGUCCACGCAGUUACACCUUCCGUAGGUGGUUUUUGUGGACCGAUCCGGCCCCAGAGCAGCUCUUCUCCCUCUCUGGGAAGGGAUCUAGCGGGACAUGGCUGAAGCCCGCCAGGCUGUGGGCUUCCGACCCUCACUGACCUCGGAUGGGGCGGAAGCGGAGCUCGGUGGUCCGGUGCUGCGGGAGAUCUACCUGUCCGGACUGCGCUCUUGGAAAAGGCAUCUCUCCCGGUUCUGGAACGACUUUCUCACUGGUGUGUUCCCUGCCAGCCCCCUCAGCUGGCUCUUCCUCUUCAGUGCCAUCCAGCUCGCCUGGUUCCUCCAGCUGGACCCUUCCCUAGGACUGACGGAGAAGAUUAAAGAGUUGCUGCCAGACUGGGGUGGACAGCACCACAGGCUUCGAGGGCUCCUGGCGGCCGCACUGUUUGCGUCCUGUCUGUGGGGAGCCCUGAUCUUCACGCUUCACGUGGCUCUGAGGCUGCUUUUGUCCUACCACGGCUGGCUCCUCGAACCCCACGGAGCCAUGUCCUCACCCACCAAGACUUGGCUGGCCCUGGUCCGCAUCUUCUCCGGCCGUCAUCCGAUGCUCUUCAGUUACCAGCGCUGCCUGCCACGCCAGCCCGUGCCCUCCGUGCAGGACACCGUGCGCAAGUACCUGGAAUCUGUCCGGCCUGUCCUUUCGGACGAGGACUUUGACUGGAUGGCGGGCCUAGCGCAGGAAUUCCUGAAGCUGCAGGCAUCAUUGCUGCAGUGGUACCUGCGGCUCAAAUCCUGGUGGGCGUCCAAUUACGUCAGUGACUGGUGGGAAGAAUUUGUGUACCUGCGCUCCCGGAACUCGCUGAUGGUGAACAGUAACUAUUACAUGAUGGACUUCCUGUACGUCACCCCCACGCCAGUGCAGGCUGCUCGAGCCGGGAAUGCUGUCCACGCCCUCCUCCUCUACCGCCACCGCCUGAACCGCCAGGAGAUCCUGCCGACUUUACUAAUGGGAAUGCGGCCCUUAUGCUCUGCCCAGUAUGAGAGGAUAUUCAACACGACGCGUAUUCCUGGGGUCCAGAAAGACCACAUCCGCCACCUUCGGGACAGCCGACACGUGGCCGUCUUCCACCGGGGUCGAUUCUUCCGCGUGGGGACCCACUCCCAAAGCGGCCUGCUCUCCCCUCGGGCCCUGGAGCAGCAGUUUCAGCGAAUCCUGGAUGACCCCUCACCCGCCUGCCCUCACGAGGAGCAUCUGGCGGCCCUGACCGCAGCUCCCAGGGACAUGUGGGCCCAGGUGCGGAAGUCACUGGAAAGCCAGGCAGAGGAUGCCCUGGAGGCCGUGGAAGGGGCCGCUUUCUUUGUAUCGCUGGACUCUGAGCCUGCGGGGCUCACCAGGGAGGACCCUGCAGUAUCGCUGGAUGCAUAUGCCCAUGCCCUGCUGGCUGGCAACGGUCAUGACCGCUGGUACGACAAAUCCUUCACCCUCAUCGUCUUCUCCAAUGGGAAGCUGGGCCUCAGUGUGGAGCACUCCUGGGCGGAUUGCCCCACCCCAGGGCAUAUGUGGCAGUUCACUCUGGCCACAGAAUGCUUCCAGCUGGGCUACUCGGUGGACGGCCACUGCAAGGGGCAUCCGGACCCCUCCCUGCCCCAGCCCCAGCGGCUGCACUGGGACCUUCCAGACAAGGUCCACACGUCCAUCUCUCUUGCCCUGCGGGCAGCCAGGACCUUGUCUGGAGACAUCGACUGCCAUGUCUUUCCCUUCUCCCACUUUGGCAAGAGCUUCAUCAAACGCUGCCACCUCUCCUCAAACAGCUUCGUCCAGGUGGCCUUGCAGCUGGCCCACUUCCGGGACAGGGGUCGAUUCUGCUUGACCUACGAGUCUACCAUGACCCGCUUGUUCCUGGAAGGCCGGACAGAGACCGUUCGGCCUUGCACCCGGGAAGCCUGCCACUUCGUGAGAGCCAUGGCGGACAAGGAGAAGACAGACCCACAGUGCCUUGCCCUGUUCCGCUUGGCGGUGAAUAAGCACCAGGCUCUGCUGAAGGCAGCAAUGAGCGGACAGGGGGUUGACCGCCACCUCUUCGCACUCCACGUCGUCUCCCAAUUCCUCCGCCGCCCGUCGCCCUUUCUGGACCAGGUUCACUCAGAGCAGUGGCAUCUGGCCACGAGUCAGAUCCCUGUUCAGCAAACCCACCUGUUUGAUGUCCACAAUUACCCCGACUACGUUUCCUCCGGUGGUGGAUUUGGGCCUGUCGAUGACCAUGGUUACGGUGUUUCUUACAUCUUCAUGGGGGAUGACACGAUCACCUUCCACAUCUCCAGCAAAAAAUCAAGUGCAAAAACGGAUUCCCACCGGUUGGGGCAGCACAUUGAAGAUUCCCUGUUGGAUGUGGCCGCCCUAUUCCAGGAGGGGCAGCGGCUGAAGCGAGGGCGCAGAGGGCUUGGGCAGGAGGACUCGGGGAGCAGAUGUGGGUCUCUGUCCUGCCACACUAGGGGCUCCAGGGCACCCACGCCAUCCACCAACUUUUGAUUCCUCCCAAUGGGGAGCUGGUCUCCCCAGGACCCAGUGGGAGGGUCUUACAGCUGGGCUGGUGCAGGACGGAGGUAGCCUGUUUGGGUUUGGAAAUCCCACACCUGGUCCAAUAAAGACGUGUGAACUGGGUGUGUGGUAUCGCUCUGCUGUUGGGCUGGGCAGGGGCGGAGGAGGAGCAAAGGUGCCAUCCAUCCCCAGGCCGACCGUGAGUCAGCAGUUACCAUCACAACUUCAGUGACAAGCCCUCCUCCCAGCCCUGUUUACUGCAUUCCCACCUCCAGCUUCCCUAACCCAACCAUCCAGUUCCAGUUAAACAAUCCCACAUGCUCUCAGCUCAGCCCCUGCUGCUCCAGCGCCAACUGUCCACACUCUGGAGCGCAAGUGUCUUAUCAAUACCUCCAAUGCACUUACCAAUUCUUCUCCAGUUCACGUGAUGUUAAUUGAUCAAGUGAACUAGCGUGGUGGUGUGAGGAAUACGUGAGCCCGCACUGUGAGCCACUUAAUGCAAUUAAGAAUUGUUAACGUCCUGUGAACCUGGGUUGGAAAACUUAACAUUGCAAAGAUGUCAGGACUAUCUAAAGUGUUCUAUGGAUUCAGCGCAGUCUCUGUCAAAAUCCCACUGGCAUUUUUCACAGAAGUAGGGAAAUCCACUCUACUUUGAAGAGCUAGAACCAUCUUGUAAAAGAAGAACAAAGUUGGAGAAGAAUCAAACUUCCUGACUUCAAAAUUUGUUUUAAUGUUACUAUAAGCAAAAUUGUGUGAUACUGGUGUAAAUACAGACACAUGGGCCAAUGGAAUAGAAUAGAGAGGCCAGAAAUAAACGCUCAUAUGUAUGGUGAGAUGAACUUUGACACGGGUGCCAAGAAUGCUCUGGAAACCCUGGAUCAAAAGUCUGGGAAAACUGGAUCCCAACAUUUAAAUGAACAAAGUUGGACCCUUACCUCGCCCCAAAUGCAAAAAUCAACUCCAAAUGGAUCAAAGACCUCAGCGUAAGAGCUAAAACUUUACAUUCUUAAAGCAGGAGAAAAACUUCAUGCCCUUGAAUGUGGCGGUGAUUUCUUGGAUAAGGCAGCAAAAAGGAGAAAUAAGUCGGACUACAUCAGCAUUAAAAGCUAUGCCUCAAAGGACAAUCAAUGGAGGAAAAAAGAAAACCCACAAAAUGGGAGGAAAUAUUCACAAAGUGUCUCACUAGGAAUUAAUAUCGGGAAAGCCUACAGCUCAACAACAACAACAAAACCAAACAAUGUCAGUAAAAGUGGGCCAAGGAUUUGAAUAGACAUUUCUCCAGAGAAGAUACACAAAUGGCCAAUAAGCCCAUGAAAAGAUGUUCCUGGUGGUUGCCAGGAUCUGGGAGGAGGGAGGAAUAGAGAAUGAGGAGGUUUUGUUGAAUGGGCACAGUUUUCUCAUUGGGAUGAUGAAACGUUCUGGAAAUGGAUAGCAGUGGUGCUCACACAAUAACGUGAGUGUCAUUAAUGGCACCGAAUUGUACAGUUUUAAUCCCCCAAGUAAUAUUUUGAAUAAUUUCACUA